AUGGUGGAGGACAAAUCUGCCCAGCUGCUCUCCAGACCUGUGCUUUUUUGUUUUGGGGGAACCAGAAAACUGCUCAGCACGGGGAGCGCCCCAGCAGGCAGCCUGCGGGGGUUUUCCUACCCUACCGCGGACCUCUUUUUCUCCACAACUGGGGAAACCCUCCCCCCCUCCAUCAUCUUCAACCAUGACACCUCCCAGCUGCCUCACUUCAUCAACAGCUCCCUGCCCGCACAUGACCGCAUGACCGCCCUGCAGAUCGACAGCUACUUCCGCCAGGAGCUCAUCUACAAACGCAACGAGCGAAUGGCUCGCCGUGUGUCUGCCUUGCUGCAGAGAAAUCCCAACCAGACAUACUUUUUUGCUUUUGGUGCAGGUCACUUCCUGGGGAACCACAGUGUACUGGACAUCCUGAGACAGGAAGGCUAUGAGAUCGUCCACGUGCCCCCCGAUCACCAAGAGCCGGUCACAGAGAGCAAACCAGCUAGAGAGCCUGCAGUACGGCCCAGUGAAGAGGGCACCGACACCAGCACGAUAUCCCCCGACAGAUGGCUGACCAGUCCAACAGACAUGGAGCUGGAGCUGGACGACCCAGAGAACAUGCCCGGCCUCGGAGACGAGGAGCUGCCUCACAUGCUGCUCCCCGACAGCCUGAGCCAGCUGGAGGAAUUUGGACGACACAAGAGGCCUCGCAAAGUUCACCGUGGCCACGGGAGGCCCCGCCUCUUCAGUGACCUGUGGGUUCGCAUUGGGGAUAGCACUACUCCACCACCUAAUGUGAGGAUAAUAAAUGGCUACGUGACAGUGGAGCCUCCGCUGACCCAUCAAAAGCAGCACAGACGGAUGAAGAUCUCCAUCACAGAGCAACAUCCCAGCCCAGCUUCCUCUACCCCACCCGACCCCAGCUCAGCGCAGCCAGCCUCAGUCCACAGCACACUCACACUGGCGUGUAUCUUAGCCUGGCUUCUAUCACACAUGCUGUUUACCUCCUGACCACAAGAUAGCGUUAUCUCACAGACAAACACUACUGCCUCCAUACCAGCGCAGUGGAAUGUACCUGAUAAACAAGGACUGACCAUCAGCACAUGUAGAAAAGAGAUAGAGGAACAAUGGCUAAGCCUGCUGUCGGCCUCCACCUACAGGGAGGGAUCAGCUCCAGCCUGCCCACGUCUUAACUAAACUUGUCAAGUCUCAAAAUGUGUGGAAGAGAUCUCAGCCACGACACAAGCAACAAAUGAACUGUGUUGGAGUCUUCAAAAGUCAUGAAAGUACUAUGGUAGAAUAACAAACUUAGCACAAUGAAGACCUGUAAUUCUGAAAAGUGAGGUGGAACUUUCUAAUGAAAAUUGUAAUAAUGUAUAG
Molecule: messenger RNA, 1359 nt
Organism: Etheostoma spectabile (orangethroat darter)
Lineage: Eukaryota; Metazoa; Chordata; Actinopteri; Perciformes; Percidae
Gene: trabd2b
Product: TraB domain containing 2B
Exons: 6
Coding region: 1-990 (329 amino acids)
Biological process (GO): negative regulation of Wnt signaling pathway
Cellular component (GO): organelle membrane; plasma membrane
Molecular function (GO): metalloendopeptidase activity; Wnt-protein binding
Source: RefSeq, a predicted model, not a curated record